AACUGAAUAAUUUUACACUCUAGAGGAAGUGACGCAGCGGAAGUAGUCCAAAGGUGAAAUCAUGGAGGCUCCUUAAACUUCAGCUUCUCUUUGCUCCACGCCGAGAAUCUUCACCGAAUAACACGCGAUUGACCACUUUAACCCCGCCGUGCACUGUCCACAUGUCCCCGGACCUGUCCCGUUGAGUGUGAGAGACAAGGUGAGUGGAGUAUGAUGGACGUGAGUUGGACUCCGCCCCCUCAGGCGUUCAAACGCCCGAGCACCGCGGCCGACACUCUGACACGUCUCGCCAGUUUCAUUGCCCGUGCCGAGUCCAAAACCGCUCUGAGCCGAACCCACCAGUUGCCACAAGCUCCACAGUCUGCCCCAAACCUGCCCUACACCUGCAGCGAGUGUGGCGUCACCUUCACCUACGCCACCGAACUCUUAACGCACCAGGACUCACAGCACACACUACCAAAACCACACCAAUGUCCACACUGUUUACAAGAAUUCUCUUUAAAAUCGUCUUUACAAAUACACAACUGUGGAGGUUCCUCUCAGCUUUAUCACGGACAAGCUAGCAACAGUCCGACUUAUGCUACGUCACUGUCAAACAUCUCUGAAAAUCCCAUAGAGGACUUAGCAGGUACUCAGCACCAUGUUGUAGACACUAACCCAUUCGCCUGCGCUCCAUGUGGGCAAACUUUCACUCAAAAACAAGCUCUGUUGCACCACCAGCAGACAGGAUGUGACACUACACCAUCUCCCCCGUGCUUGGACAAUCUAGAAAGCCCUGCCUUAGGCUCUCCACUCCUUUCUGAAGAAGAUUCCUCCUCUUCGAAUUCCUUAUAUGCUCCAGACACGGAAAGCGCUUGUAAGUUUUGCUCAAGAACUUUUCGGAAUGAGGCAGCGUUCCAUCGGCAUACGAAAUUGAAAACAUGUGAUCAGAAGGAAUCAUGUGAAAGUUCCAAUGGAGAAGAUGCUAAAUCUGGAAAGCUGUCCAAAGGCGGUUUUAGCUGCCGAUCGUGUGAUAUGGUUUUUAACUGCACUGCAAAACUAUACAUGCAUCGCAAAGAGAAGCAUAGCAGAGGGAUUAAAUACAUUAUCGAACCAAGACCAGUGGUUAAAAGACACAGAAGACCCAACAAUAGCACUUACACUUGCCAAAUCUGCAGCAAAGUCUUCUUCCACCAUCUGUCUCUAGGCGCAUACCAAAAAACACCCAGCAUCUGCCCAAGAAAUAGUGAAAAUGUGAAAAGUAGCUCAGCUAAAGACACUACUGAAGCUUGUACAUUGUUAGAAAAUCCAGAUUUGAACAAAAAAGUCGCACCGCUUAAACUGACUAUUCGGAAAAACGUUUGGACAAAGGAAGCUCCACCACAACCACAUCAAAAAAUUAAACUCAAAACUACUUUCAAAUCGAUAAAACUUCAACAACAAGUGCCUGAAGGAGAGGAUGAUAAUGAGGAAGAGGAUGAGGAGUUUCCAUGUCCGUCAUGUCCCGAAGUUUUUUCUCAGCUUUCUGAUUUGAAGACUCACUCGGAAUUGCACCAGACCGCGGUGAAUAGGGGUAAAUGCAGUGUGUGCGCUUGUGAAAUGGACUCUUCCAAACGCACAGGAGCAAAAAGGAUUCGACUGUACCACUGCUCUCUGUGCCAAAGGGGCUUUUCAGCACUGGAGCUGUUUCUGUCACACUGUCAAGACCAUCUAAAGGCCCGAGUGGAGGAGGAUAGACUCAACGGAGCCACCACAGACACAUAACACACGCUCAGGGUUGGGAGAUGGGGCAAAAAUGUUACAAAAACAUCCUUUGUUUUGUUUUUUUUACCUCCUAUUUCACAGUUUGUCUUAUUAAAAACAAAUAGAAAUGGUUUGCAAUUCUACUUUUCUGAACCUAAACAAUGCAGACUUUUAGUUAGGGCUGUGUAAAAUUUCAAAUUGUGAUUUUUGUAAUGUCUGUUUAAAUAGGAUUCUGUUGAAAGUUCACAUCUACAAGAACUGACAAAAAGACUGAAAUAUAAACUGACAAACUAAUACAAGAAACACGCUUCAGAACAUAGUAUUUUGUUGCUUAGGGAGGAAAUUAUAUUACUGAAAAAAUUGCAACAUUCGCUAAUUGCAUCAAUUACAAUUUUGACUCAAUUUCAAUUAAUAUUGCAGCCGUACUUUUAACUAUGGCAAAGACCAAGCACCCGAAUGAACCAAAACAAACAUGGUGAUGCAGACAGACAUACUUCAGACUAUUUGAGUGAAAACACACACUAUAGUUUGUGAAAAUGUAGAGAAGUGUAGGAAGUGCUUUGUGCAUUUGUGGACAGGGAAGAUGUGUGUGCUUUUCUCAACUCGAUUUAAGUCAAGUUUGAUUUUUUUUAAACUUAUUUCGCUGAUGUGAUGCUUCAACCACCUGGGUAUCCAGUUAAAAACAGGGGUAGAAAUAAUAUUUCUGCAAAUUUGUGUGUACAUUUUACAGUCCAUUCUUUUUUUUUAUGAUACUUGAACCUCAACCAAGAUUUUUACAAGCUCAUUUUGAUAGAUUUUCUUUAGGUUUGCCAUAAUAUUGUCUGAACACUGAUGUUUUCAUUUUUGGCUCUGUGGCACACCUCUGAAUUUAGAGUUUUAAAGAUACACUGCUCAUUCUUUGAACUACACUAAGUGAAAUGUUCUUUUUCCCAAAUAGAUGUAACAGAAUAAAGGGUCAAAGAUUAUCUUUGUUUUUCAUGACUUACUGGUAAAUGGUACAUAACUGGUCUCAGUCUGUUGAAUUAUUUUGUCUACAAAGUAACUGUCUAAAAGCUACAAAAAGACUUGAUUUAAAGGUGCACAAGUGUUCAAAUUCUAGAAUGUCAUGGUUUUAUACUCACAGAUGGGGGUACGAGACAGAUUUCCCUAUUUACAUUCUACUUUGUCAUGAAAUUGCCAGAAGGUAAAUGCACAAAUGUUGAACCUGAUCAUUUAUAUUUGUGACAAGACCCAAAAAUCGGCAUUUGAACAAGACUCAUGUUCUCUGUGUUAAAUAUGAUUGGCCUAUUGGACUGUUGCGAUGUUAUCUGAAACCCCUCAAUGCAGAUUUCUGUAGUCAACUAUUGGUAGUGUCUAGGUUCUAAAAUGCAAUGAUGUCUUGCUCCCAGAUGGGGGCAAAAGUCAAUUCACCCUAUUUACGACCUCGUAUUUUGUCAUGAAAUCUCCAAAAGGUAAAUUCACAAAUGUUGAACCUGAUCAUUUUUAUUAUUUACUAGACAUAAGAACGUGGCUGUGUUAUAACAGAAAUCUGCAUUUGAACAAAAUUAAAUUUAUCUGCCCCGUCUGUAUUAAAUAAUGAUCACCUAUUGAAUGUUGUGUGUCAUCUAAACCACAGCAAUUGUCAUGAUAAAAGAAACAUGGACCACUUAAUCUGAAUAUGUAAAUUUGAAUAACACUGAUGAAUACUUAUUUCAAUGUGUGUACAUUCACUGCUAGUGUUUGAAAACUACUGACUUUGUGUGAAAUAGAUCCACUUUUCAAGAUUUUUACAUUUGUUUUAUUAAAAG
Messenger RNA from Boleophthalmus pectinirostris (great blue-spotted mudskipper), 3509 nucleotides. RefSeq lists its product as uncharacterized. The record is from RefSeq and is a predicted model, not a curated record. Lineage: Eukaryota; Metazoa; Chordata; Actinopteri; Gobiiformes; Gobiidae.